GCUAUGUGAAUACACUGUGUACAUGUAAUUAUCGAAAUUCAUGCGUUCCCCUACUGUCAGCGGCGAGCGAACGACGACGACGGGCGCGGACGGGAGCUCUCCGCCGGGCGGUCGGCGAACGCAGUCCACGUCUAUAACCGGCAGCGACAUUCAGGGGAUGCCUAGCCUACACUCGCUCGUCUUACGACGAGCCCCGCUAACGGAUAUGGGUGCCGCGACCAGUUCAGUGACAUCCGUUAAUCCGCCCACCAAGAUCACGGCCGCAAAUCCAAAGAAGAUCGACAAGUCUAAACUCAGGCUGCCGCUGAUACGCAAAGAGGCCAGCGUGGUGAAUCUCUCCUUGACGGAGAGGACCAUGCCGGGUAAAGAGGCAGACGCGCCACUGCUGCGACCUGAAAGCAGCGCCAGUCUGGAGGCACGCGGCGGUAGCUGGAUGAGCCUGGGUCCCGGCGCCUUGAGGAAGUGCGAAACCGCCGUGGGGCUAAGCACCUCGGCCUUGGAGGGCCGGCCCAUCAAUCGCAGCAGGGUCUGCUCGCGUUGCUCCAGCCUGCUGUCGUUGGCGUCCAGUUCGCAUUACAGCCUGGCCGCUGGUAACUUCGUCCCCGCGAGCUCCCAACAGACAAUCGGACGGAUAUUCUGUAAACUGUGUCUAGUUGAUACGUCUCUCUCCAAGUCAUUUAAGAUAGAGGGAUGUGGUUGUUCCUAUUGUAAGGAUUGCAUGCGUGCCUAUGUAGAGUUCGAGAUCGAAGAAGGCGCGUAUGAGAUUAGUUGUCCCGAUGCUCAGUGCGAUCAUGGCGCUAUACUCACACUGAAGGAGAUCUCGAGCCUCGUCAGCUCGGAGCUUGUGGAAAAACACUGCAAGUUCCGUUUAAAUAGAGAUGUAUCUAUGGACAAGGGGCGCGCGUGGUGUCCACGUGCGGGUUGUGAAACGAUAUGUUCGAUAAAUGGCAACAGUGGAAGCGGCACUCCUUUAGGUCCCGUGCACUGUCCCAACUGCUCUGCGGAUUUCUGUUCGAUAUGUCGAGAGCCUUGGCAUAAUGGGCCUUGCCCGGAUCUUCCGUUAGGGAUACCAUUCGAUAGCGAUCAUAUUAAAUGCUGUCCCAUGUGUUCUGUGCCGAUAGAGAAGGACGAGGGUUGCGCUCAGAUGAUGUGCAAGCGAUGCAAACACGUGUUUUGCUGGUACUGCUUAGCAUCCCUAGACGAUGACUUUCUGUUGCGUCAUUACGACAAGGGACCAUGUAAGAAUAAAUUAGGCCACUCACGCGCAUCCGUGAUAUGGCAUCGAACGCAAGUUAUCGGGAUCUUCGCCGGUUUUGGCCUACUUCUACUCGUCGCAUCGCCCUUGCUAUUAUUAGCGGCGCCUUGUAUCGUAUGUUGUAAAUGUCGCGUUUGCGGUUCUUCCAGGCUCGAACAGGAAGAGGGAGACACGGCAACAUAGGAACUUCCAAAUCUCUUUCUCUUUUUCUCUCAGCUCUUAGUCUUGCUUAAUUAUUUCCUUCAACUAAAAGUAAACACUCUUUCCUAGACUUCCAUGUAUGGGAGGUAACACGGUUGGCAACUUAUAUAGAUAUACAUUGCAUUUCUUUAAAUAUAUAUUUUGUCUUUGCAUCGCUAGACAUAAUGGUGGGAAAAAAAAGAGAACACAUGUCUCUUCUCAGUCAAGCAUAUUGUGAUUAACUCUAUACAUAUAUCUAUAUGCACAUAUAUACGUAUAUAUAUUUAUAUUUUACUUAUAAACUAUCCAAACAGAAAUGAGAAACGUUUGCUGCGCAAUUCGUUUAGUUAUAAUAUGAUUGUUUUUCUGAUGUAUACUUAUGUUACGUAGUUGCUUAGUAACUCUUUUUUUUUUUUAACUUUUAUUAAUCGUGUGACUCAGAGAUCUAAUGAUUCAAAAAUACUCAUAACGAUUUCUUAUAUACGAGAACAUUCCAGAAGAACUUGUACACUUUGCACCAAAUUUAUUUUGCUGUCGUAAAACAUACAUCUCUGUCUUAACCGAUUUCUACUGUAUAAAUUACAUAUCACAUUUCCGUUUCUAUUUAUCGAGAUGCGAUUUUUGAAAGAGUUCUUAUAAAGUUGUGAUAAUAUGUUGAUUAUUUCGUUAUAUGGGACGUUUUUAAGUAUUAUAUUAUAAAAUAAUUAAACACCUCUCUCUCUUUCUAUUCUUUCUCCCUCCCCAUGAAAUUGUAAAUAUUAUGAAAUUAAUAUAUCUUAAAAAACACAGUGUAUAUCUAUAUGUGUGCCUAUGUCGAACUAUUGCAAAGGCUCAGCUUCACAUUCUCAUUGAGAGAAACGAAUCUUUAUUAUGAAAUAUUAGAUUGUACGAUAUUCUAGCCCUUUAUUAUCUUUUAAUUUAUGGGUGCUUUCUCACGUUUAAUUUGAUGGUGAUUUAAUUAUGUAUGUACAUUACACAUGUACAUUAAUUUAGGAGUAUAAAAACAGUGAAUAUUACGGAAACGUGAAAAGGAAAACGAAAAAAGGAAGAGAAGAAUGUUUUACGAUUAUGCAUUUUAUCAAUGAAAUUGAAAGAAUGCUGUUGUUAUUGUAUAUUUAACACGUUUUUCGUCUGAGUAUGAUGUACGAGUUGUGCAGCUAAAGCUUGACAUUAAGGAAGCUAUCAAUCAAUAUGUGCCAUGUGAUUAUUGCGAAGAUUCCGUUGAAUAUACUUAGUAACUCAAAACCUGGAGCAAGGUCGCGAGAAACGUGUUAACUAUAUUCACGCUAAUCCACUCUAUUAUGCAUAUAAAUGAAUUUAGACUGUUAAACGUCGGGAAUAUGAGUAAUCGACUUUGGACAAUAGUUACAUGUUAUUUCCGAGAGACAGAUUCUUAUCGAUAAUAAGUAAUAUCGAGAACAAAUUAUGUGUAAUAAAUAUAUGUGGUAUUUUGUACAUAUAAUAUAUACGGACGUUUAAGGCGAAGGUUAGGAUGGUGUUACAUUUGGAUGUUCGACGAAACGAUGCAUUUCUCGCAAGCAGUGCUGUACAGGCGAUCCAGCGGAUGAUUAUGUUACGAUAUACAUAAAUAACCGCGUGGUCGGUUUUCACUAUUUUACGUCGCAACUGUUAAAAUAUCUCGUUUGUUGUAUCAUUAAGAUUGUAUGUAAAUAAAAGUAUGUAUACACGCCGGCGCGUGUAUGUAAUUAUGCAUUUGAGUGUGCGUGUGCACUCGUGUGUCAGAAAUAAAAAAUACAAUUGAGAAACAAA
This is a messenger RNA of Odontomachus brunneus, 3205 nucleotides long. Its product is annotated as probable E3 ubiquitin-protein ligase RNF144A. The record is from RefSeq and is a predicted model, not a curated record. The coding region runs from base 41 to 1438 and encodes 465 amino acids. Gene Ontology annotation, molecular function: ubiquitin protein ligase activity; ubiquitin conjugating enzyme binding; zinc ion binding. NCBI's taxonomy places the organism in Eukaryota, Metazoa, Arthropoda, Insecta, Hymenoptera, Formicidae. Gene Ontology annotation, cellular component: ubiquitin ligase complex; cytoplasm. The transcript is spliced from 4 exons. Gene Ontology annotation, biological process: positive regulation of proteasomal ubiquitin-dependent protein catabolic process; protein polyubiquitination; ubiquitin-dependent protein catabolic process.